GCCCUCUCGCCGCUCGGGGGGUACGCGCGAUCCGGGGGCGGGAGGUGAGGCCGGCCCGGCCCGCCCCGCCGCCAGGUGCCGUACCGCGGCCCGGGAAGUGCCAUCGCGCCUCUGAGGCGGCCCGGCCCGGGCAGAGCCUUCCGACGCCGCGAUGAGCAAGAUCUCCAGGUUCUUCAAGGGGGGCGGCUCCGCGGCCUCCAAGGGCCGUGGGGGGCCCUCGCCGCAGGAGGCCCUGGCCCGGCUGCGGGAGACGGAGGAGAUGCUCAGCAAGAAGCAGGAGUACUUGGAGACCAGGAUUGAACGGGAGCUGGCGCUGGCUCGGCAGCACGGCACCAAGAACAGGCGAGCUGCUUUACAAGCACUGAAGAGAAAAAAGAGGUAUGAGAAGCAGCUGAGUCAAAUUGAUGGGACGCUCUCAACCAUUGAAUUCCAGAGAGAGGCGCUGGAGAAUUCGCACACGAACACAGAAGUGCUCAAGAAUAUGGGUUAUGCUGCACAAGCUAUGAAAAAAGUGCAUGAAAAUAUGGACUUGAACAAAAUUGAUGACUUGAUGCAAGAUAUCACUGAGCAGCAAGAUGUUGCUCAGGAAAUUUCAGAAGCUAUCUCAAACAGAGCUGCGUUUGGUGAUGAGUUUGAUGAGGAUGAGUUGAUGGCAGAAUUAGAAGAACUGGAGCAAGAAGAAAUGAACAAGAGAAUGCGAGAUGUCAGGCUGCCAAGUGUUCCAUCCACAUCGCUACCUUCUCGCCCUGUUUCAACCAGGAAGAGAGUGGAGGAUGAAGAUGACAUGAAGCACCUAGCAGCCUGGGCUUCCUAAGAGCACGGUCUUUUCCCAACAUGGAAUGUUAGAGUACAGAUGUAAAGAGCUACAAUACUGUUAUAAACUUACCAAUUUAGCAUGGUUGUAUUUCAUACACUUUUAAAAAAUAGUGAAUCUUACUAAGAAUUUCCAUGUGUGAUUUCCAUAUUACAAAAUGAAUUUUAAACCAAGCAGACGGAAAACAAUAAUUGCCAAAGCCUCCAAACUCAACAUUUAUUCCAGCCUGGGCCAGAGAUGUUUUGUUUUUAGUAUCAGUUUUUAUUAGGUUAUAUCCUGCUGUUCUGCGAGACCUUGAUGCCUCACCUGUGCACACACACAGCCGGAUGCAUUACUGCAAUUAAAAAGAUAAAUAAUGGAAGCCCCAUCCUAGGGGUGGUGUGAUUCAGGCUGUUAGCCAAACAGCUUUAUACACAGGACCAGUGAGUUCGUUUGAGCCCGAGAGCUAGUAGCUAAUCAUUUGGGCAUGGGACCAUGGCACCUUGUGGUGUUCUAGAUAUUAAGAGAAGACUCUUCUGUAGAUCUUGUAAUAGUCUAUUCACUAUUUUGUUUGUUUGUUUUAACUGUGGCAAGUGACAGCAAGACUAUACUGUGCACAGCUGUAUGGUCAACUUGAGUCGUGUUUUAAACUGUUUCCAGCUCAGCUAAAAGGCAGCUCCCCUAUGACUGGAGAAAAUAACAGUGUCCAAGAUUAUGGAGCUCCCUGCUAAAAAGUGAUUCUUUAAAAAAGCCAGAAGAGACUUAGCCUUCCUGACAUCCUUCCUUCCACCGUGGCUUUCUGGGACGAGUCUUUACUUUGGUUGAAAAUACCCAUCCUCACAAGUUGAAAUUCUACAAUUUCUAAAUAAUUUUUAUUCUGUUCCUGAAUGGCAGCAGUAUCAGUGUGUGAUAUUCAAAAUGCCUUUUUAACCCUUUCUGCUGAUCUGAACUACUUGUAAAGUUGACAGGUUGUUUUUAGUGUAAAGAACAGAUGCCACUGCGUGCUAGCCCACUACAUAUAUGGAGACAUCACUGUUAAAAUACAAUACAAUUAAAUAUGCUGGCUUGUACAAAGAAAAGUAUUUAUUCAGACUGAAUGGUAGGAGCUUGCUAUAAUUCACAAGGAAGUAGUAAAACACUGUGGAGUUUCUAGGGAAGUAGAAGCAAAGUCACAUUGAUGUUUGUUUCUUCUUUUCGAAUCGAUGCAAUUUGGUGAUGAUUGAACCCCUUGGAGAGUAGUGGGAGGCUUGCUUUCUGUAGAUCCAUAGCAACAGGAGGCUGACCAGUUACCCUGUGGGCUUUUGCCUGUGAUUUGCUUUAAUAGCCUACAGUAGGCUCCACACUGUGGUAUGUUCGGUUAGGCACAAGCUAAUGUGUGUUUCUGGACGUGGCGUUCUGGUGUGCUCAGAACCUUCCAAAUUGUGCUCUUUGAAUGAAACCCAAGAUUACUAACAUUUGUAAAAUUUCUGUUUUUCGGUACUUCAUUAUCUGUAGUGGAAUUGCUUUUGGUUUGCAUCCAUCCGAAAGCAGAACUCAUAGGAUCACAGAAUGGCCUGGGUUGAAAAGGACCACAAUGAUCAUUUAGUUUCAACCCCCUGCUGUGUGCAGGGUCACCAAGCACCAGAGCAGCAAGUCUCUGCCUUAGGUACAGAAAGUGCUGGUGGAUGCUGAUUCACAGCCCCGCAAGGCUUGGGGACGCAUCUGGGAUGUCUGAAUGCAGGCCGUGCCAGCACAGCCCUGUGCUGCGCUUGGGACAGCUGGCUCUGUGCUCUGUGAGAUGCUGUUUAGCACAUCAGCAGGCAAGAGUGAGUACUGUCACCGUGUUACUGUAAAUACACUCUCUGUUACCUUGAACGUGUUUUAUCAGAGGACUGUGGAAGCAGGUGGUGUACUGUAGCUGACCCUGGUUAAUUAUUUUAAGGUUGUUUUCUUAACAGGCGUGGACAUUUUAAACCCGGAUAGCUUGACAAAAAUAUUGAUUAAGAAAAAGAAGAGUUAAUAUAUACAUGUCUUGUAAAUAAAUAUUUUGGUGCCACGAU
Tympanuchus pallidicinctus (lesser prairie-chicken) is the source of this 2832-nucleotide messenger RNA. It is a transcript of the gene CHMP4C, whose product is annotated as charged multivesicular body protein 4C. Gene Ontology annotation, cellular component: ESCRT III complex; multivesicular body; cytoplasmic side of plasma membrane. The transcript has 5 exons. NCBI's taxonomy places the organism in Eukaryota, Metazoa, Chordata, Aves, Galliformes, Phasianidae. The record is from RefSeq and is a predicted model, not a curated record. Gene Ontology annotation, biological process: vesicle budding from membrane; late endosome to vacuole transport via multivesicular body sorting pathway. Bases 152 to 814 code for a protein of 220 amino acids.